Trichoplusia ni (cabbage looper) is the source of this 313-nucleotide messenger RNA. RefSeq lists its product as uncharacterized. NCBI's taxonomy places the organism in Eukaryota, Metazoa, Arthropoda, Insecta, Lepidoptera, Noctuidae. Gene Ontology annotation, biological process: mitochondrial respiratory chain complex III assembly. The coding region runs from base 18 to 230 and encodes 70 amino acids. The transcript has a single exon. The record is from RefSeq and is a predicted model, not a curated record.
GUACGCAGCUGUGUAACAUGCCUGCCGGAGUAACUUGGGGCCAGUACAUAGCCUUCUCAACUGCAGCUAUGCUAUCCAUGUUAGCUGGCUCUCAAACAGUGCAUCAAUAUUACCGACCUUUGCAAGAUCUCAGUGAUUACAUAAACAAAGAGCUGAAGAACCUACCAGAAAAUGUGCAAGUUAAAAUUAAACAAGAAUUACAGGAGGAAGGUGUGUUAAACAAAAGUUAGAAGUUUGAAAAUAAGAAUGUAUUAAAUGUGUAAAUAAAAAUAAUCAGUGUCUAAAAUAAAAUAAAAUGGGGAUAUUAAAAUAC